GGAAGGAUCCUGCUCCUAGGAGGCUGUGGAGACCUAGGCUGGUCUCAAGCAUCCCGGAGGACUGCAGUGAAGCUGAAUUCCAAGAGUCCCUGGAGGCUGCCCUGUGGCCCAUGGGCCACUUUACUGUCCUGGGCAAAGUAUUUCGUGAGGAGGAUAAUGCCACUGCAGCCCUGGUUGAGCUUGACCGGGAAGUCAACUCUGCUUUGGUCCCAAGGGAAAUCCUAGGUACUCGGGGACCCUGGAACGUGGUCUUUGUGCCCCGUUGCUCCACCGAAGAGCUUCUUGGUCAUGUUUUUCACUUCUUGGAGCAACAGGGGCAGACGGUGGAUAGUAUACCUGGAGCCCUGGGCCUGGAGCUGGACAGAGUAUGCAGGCUCCAGUCAGUUAGUCAGGCAAUCCAGCCCUGGGUGGAGACCUUGCAGUACCAGAGCUUGGGUGUGUUUUCUGGGAGGAUUCAGCCAGCCCCUGGGGAGGAAUACUUUGAGGCCUGGCUAGACCACACCACUGACAUGUUUCAGGUAUGGCAAAGGGUCCCAGAAAGGGAGAAGAGGAGACGAUUGCUGGAGGGCCUGCGAGGGACUGCUCUGUACCUUGUACAUGGGCUGUUAGCAGAGAAUCCAGCAAGGACUGCAGAGGACUGCCUAGAGGCCCUGACCCGGGUAUUUGGAGACAAUGAAUCUCAGGCCACCAUCCGAAUGAAGUGUCUGACUGCUCAACAGCAGUCAGAUGAGCAGCUCUCUGCCUUUGUGUUAAGGCUAGAAGUCCUGCUGCAGAAAGCCAUCCAGAAGGGGGCUCUAGAGAGAACCUGCACUGAUGAUGUCCGCCUGAGGCAGGUGCUCACCAGGGCUAACCUGAAUGAGCCUCUGGAUGAAGCUCUGAGGAGGCUGAGAAUGAUCGGGAGGUCUCCAACUUUCCUGGAGUUGUUGGGGCUCAUAAGGGAGUCAGAGGAAUGGGAGGCAAGACUAGCCAGCAACAUGGAAGCCCAGGUGGAGAAUGAAGCUGGUGAUCUGGCUCCUGCCUGGGCUGAUGACAGAGUCAAUGCAAAGGCAGAAGAUGAGAAUGUGGAGAAAGAGGAAGAUGAGGUGGAGGAGCAGGCAGAGGACGAGGUUGAGGAGGAGACAGAAGACCAUAACCCAGACCACGGCCCUGUGGACCCAAGCCAGGCAGGACCUGAUGAGCCCCCUGGGGCUCCCACUCCAGCCCAGAUGGGCAGUACUCCUAGAGAGUGCCCAGGAGGGCCUGGCUGGGUGCCGAGCAGCCUUGCCUAGGCAGGGGGACAUAAAGCAGAGGAUUCCUUCCUGUACCAGCCUAGAAGUAUUACUGAAGGGUCAGCCCCAGAGUAGAGGAGAGGGCCUGCAGAUAGCUGCUAUACCCCCUGGCCUGGGAGAUAUUAGAGGGGAAGAGUCUAUUAAAAGGAUCCUGACAGCCUGGCUCUUCUACCCAGUCAGCAUCCCCAGGCAGGCUUAUGAAACUGCCUUUGGAAUCUCAUCCUUAUCUGUUCUACUCACAGUGACCAGCUACUCAGUGAGUAUGCAUUUUCAUACUAGCUCUCCCAUCCAUCACACCCUAGGCAAAGUGUAUCAGUCCCAGAUAGGUGAAAGCCCUGAACCACCCAGCUAGCUACCACCAGAGUCCCAGCUUGUGCUGUGAAUUUCCAUGCCAGCCAAGGCCCCGUUUGCUCUGCUUAUUACUCAUGUUGUGUAUUUCUGGUCAGCUUUCUUGAUAUACUUGUAGGCCAGCCACUUGCUGCUUGUUCCCUACAGAUGUGUGUGUUCUUACCUGAGAAGGUCCUCCACAGAGAUCCCAAGCCAAGCCCUUGGAACCAGCAAAAAGGAUGGGUGAUGACAAUUAGGGACUGGCUGAUGCUCAUCUUGUGACUGAUUUCAACCUGGGGUGGGCACGAAGCCCUGGACUAAGGAUGGGUGUGAUCUGACAACCAAGAUUUAAUGUUCCACCCUUGCUGUUACUUGUGACACCAGUUCUUCAGUUUGGUGAGAUGUUCCUUUCUGUGCUUUCCAGUGUCCAGUGACUGUCUUAUGCCAGAAUAAUUCAGGACCACUGAGCAAUGGGUGAUUCUUCUAGAGUGUUCCCCAAAAGAGAGAACAUUUCCAGAUGCCAUCAUCCUGGAAAGAGGCAUAUCAGGGGUCUCUGGAAAGGAAGAAGCUGAGGCAAGUAGGCCUUAGUGUAGCAAGCAGAUGAGGUCCUUCCUCAUGAAUUGCAGAGUGGGACAAGGUGGGACCUGUGGCCUCUAGCAGCUGUGGGGAAUUUCUGUGCUGUCAUCCCCUUGCCCUCAAUGGCUUCAGUAAAUGUAUCUGUUCAAUAAAUUUAAUGGAUGUUA
Messenger RNA from Onychomys torridus (southern grasshopper mouse), 2338 nucleotides. It is a transcript of the gene Pnma6a, whose product is annotated as PNMA family member 6A. The record is from RefSeq and is a predicted model, not a curated record. The transcript is spliced from 3 exons. NCBI's taxonomy places the organism in Eukaryota, Metazoa, Chordata, Mammalia, Rodentia, Cricetidae. Bases 111 to 1268 code for a protein of 385 amino acids.